This is a messenger RNA of Leptosomus discolor (cuckoo roller), 935 nucleotides long. The record is from RefSeq and is a predicted model, not a curated record. NCBI's taxonomy places the organism in Eukaryota, Metazoa, Chordata, Aves, Leptosomiformes, Leptosomidae.
GACAAUUUGCAAAAAGGAAGAAGACUUCGCUUUGGUUCACAGUCUCUCUGCUGGUAGUGUCCGUUUUCAUACUGACCAUAGGUCUGGCAGCUACCACAAGAACAGAAAAUGUUACCGUGGGAGGCUACUACCCAGGCAUCGUUCUUGGCUUUGGAUCUUUCCUAGGGAUUGUUGGCAUCCACUUGGUAGAGAACAGAAGACAAAUGUUAGUAGCCUCCAUCGUGUUUAUCAGCUUUGGCGUGGUAGCAGCAUUCUGUUGUGCAAUAGUUGAUGGAGUGUUUGCAGCACGACACAUAGAACCCAGACCUUUGUAUAACAAAAGGUGCCAGUUUUAUUCAAGUGGAGUGGGAUUCCUAUAUGAUGCCUACCAGACAGAGGUGACAUGUUAUACCUUAAACAGCAAGUGCCAGCUGAAAGUAAAGAGUAACACGUGCUAUUGCUGUGACCUGUACAACUGUGAGAAUUCAGAGCAGUCCUCCAGCUACUACGAGUUUCUCGGCGUGAGCAGCUGUCAGGACGUGGUUCACCUCUAUAGGCUGCUGUGGUCCUCCACGGUCCUCAACAUCAUCGGGUUGUUUCUGGGGAUUAUUACGGCAGCCAUUCUUGGGGCAUUUAAAGACAUGGUACCUCUGUCCCAAAUUGCUUUCAGUGCUGCACCUCCUCCUCAGAUCCUGUAUAAUCCUGCCCAGCAGAUCCUGACAUACACUGGGUUCUGUCCUUCUGCAGCAUCUAUUUCUACAUAUCCAUCCUACCCGUUACCUCUCCAGCCUGCCAGCAAUUUUCCAGGAACAUCAUCUACGGACAUUUCUUUAUCAGAAGAAACUCAGCCUCCAUCUCAGUCCAGCUCCAGCUACGGUCUUCCCCCCAAUGCUCCAGCCCUCUAUACACCGACUUACUUCUUGCCUGGAGAAAAGCCUCCACCAUAUGCACCAUAG